CGGGGGCGGCCCCGGAAGCAGCGCGGCGGCGGCGGCACCAUGGCGGCGGCGGCGGCCUCGGCCCCGGCCCGUGCCCGCGGAGCCGGCCCGGUGUGGCGGCUGCGCCUGCUGUGCCAGCGCUACCAGGAGUACGUGAGGCGGCACCCCGCCGCCACGGCCCAGCUGGAGGGCACCGUGCGGGGGCUCUCCUACCUGCUGCCAGGUCGCUUCUCGGACUCGCACGCGCUGUCGGAGCUGGUGUACUCUGCCUCCAACCUCCUAGUGCUGUUAAAUGACUGGAUUCUCCGAAAGGACCUGCAGGAAAGCCUGCCAGUGUCGCUGCCCCAGCAGAAGCUGCUGACCUGGCUGAGUGUACUAGAAUGCGUGGAGGUCUUUGCAGAGAUGGGGACAGCCAGGGUGUGGGGGGAGAUGGGCCGGUGGACCAUCAUUGUCCUCAUCCAGCUGGCUAAAGCCAUCCUUCGGCUCCUGCUCCUGCUGUGGUACAAAGCUGGCAUCCAGAUGUCUCCUCCCAUUGUGCCACUGAACAGGGAGAAGCAACAGCCUCUCCACCCUCAAGGCAUGGAAGACAACUCCUCAGGGAAGGAUCAGACCUAUGUUGGCAGGCGUUCCAGCCGUGUUGUGCGCUCUCUACAGAGCACCCCGUCCCUGCAGUCCCGGCACUGGGGGUCCCCCCAGCAAAGGGAGGAAUCGCAGAGCCGAAGAACGGAGGAUAUCAACCAGCCUCCCACUCCUCUGGGUCUCCAAGAAACCAUCGCAGAAUCCAUCUACAUUACCCGCCCCCUGCUCCACCUACUGAGUUUAGGAGUGUGGGGCCAGAGAUCAUGGAAGCCCUGGCUCCUCUCAGCAGUCCUGGACAUCUCGAGUCUGAGUUUGCUGAGUGAUCUGAAAGACCUGAACAGGCGAGAGCGGGCAGAGCUGAGGCGACGAACCAUCCUACUGCUGUACUACCUGCUGAGAUCUCCUUUCUAUGACCGAUACUCAGAGGGCAGGAUCCUCCUCCUUCUGCGCUUGUUGGCUGAUUAUGUGCCUGGAGUUGGCUUCAUCACACGGCCACUGAUGGAUUACUUGCCUGCUUGGCAGAAAAUCUAUUUCUAUAACUGGGGCUGAUAAGAAAAGAAGAUGAUUACUCUAUGCUAAAAUCAUGGCUGGACAUUCCUAAGGAGGGCAAGCAGGCUGUGGGAGGGAUGUUGAUAAUGUCUAAUUUUCAGUUAAAUCAUAAAUGAGAAGUUCCUGUUCUGCAGAGCGGGGAGGGGGUUGUAUGCAAUUUUUUAACAGAUCUAGGCGUGAAUGAUGGACACUAAAUGUGUGGGGAGACCCUGGCCACCUAUUUCUCUGGACCAUUCUGUGGCUGCAGUGAUGGUGAUGGGGUAACUUCUUUUUUGAAGCACUUGAUUUUUCUUCUUUUGUACAGCUGUGCUAUAAUAAAGCCAGGCAGCAUAGUGGUUUUUUUGGAGAGCACUUUCUCACAUGUCAAGGUGCUGAGGUUGACCCACAACCUGCUUGUGUUGGCCAUGCCUGGCCCAUCUGCUUGGAGCAGAUUUGUCUGUCAAAUAAACUGACUGAAUGGAGAGAACUGAGCUGAAGA
Messenger RNA from Motacilla alba alba, 1585 nucleotides. It is a transcript of the gene PEX16, whose product is annotated as peroxisomal biogenesis factor 16. The transcript is spliced from 11 exons. Gene Ontology annotation, biological process: peroxisome organization. Gene Ontology annotation, cellular component: peroxisomal membrane. NCBI's taxonomy places the organism in Eukaryota, Metazoa, Chordata, Aves, Passeriformes, Motacillidae. Bases 40 to 1107 code for a protein of 355 amino acids. The record is from RefSeq and is a predicted model, not a curated record.